GACAGGCCCUAGUGUGUGUACUCAGUCGUCUCCGGCCUGGACGGACGCGUCUCGAUCCGAUUCAUAUCCAAUCUCUCUUCCCUCGCAGAGACAGAACACGCAGCACACGCAGCAAGCCGUCGGUCGGGCCAGUCGCAGCCACGAUGUCAGAUCGUCACAGCCACGAGGCAGGCUCGGCAGAGGGAGGGAGAAGAUCAGGAGGAGGAGGAGGAGGAGGAGCAGGGGCUGUAGGAGGAGCAGGGGAAGGAGCAGGAGGGAGCGGUGGCUUUCGAUACGAGGCCGGUUCGUCGGCAUUCAGCGAUGCGCUCGCGUCGACGCAGGCCUACUUUUCGCCCUUUCUCGGCUCCUCGAGCGGCAACGACGGCCACGCAGGCAUGCCAGAGCACAACCGCCUCCUCGCCGAGGUGGCGCCCCACAUUAUGCGCCCACGGAUCCUGAGUGCCGCUGUCGCCGCCGGCAACACCGUCUCGCAAAACGUCAGCAGCUCCGCCCUCGUGGGCUUCCUCCCGCUGAGCCGGCCCGGUUCGGGCGGCCUGAGCCUCAGCCACCCGGCACGGUCCCUCAUCAGGCUCGGCAAUUCGCUGCGCCAGGGUCCCGUCACGGCGAGGGACUUACAUGCGCUCGAGAGCUCCUACCAGAUCCUCGCCACCGCCGCCAACGAGGGCGAGGUCGAGGAGCCGAGGGGCGUUGCACGCGAGGUCUCGCUCCUCCGCGGCUUCCAGGCCACGAUGCCGUCGAGCCUCGAGGGCAGGGCGAGGCGACGUAAAGCGCGGGGGCGCGAUGGACCGCACCUGGGCCUCAAGGCUAUGAGCGACAGCGCCCGGGGUCUCCUCACCAACGGUGGCAGCAGCAGCAGCAGCACCGGCGCCGCUUCCGAAGGCGCCUCUGCCGCGGCGGUGGCGGCGGCGGCAGCGGCAGCGUCUUCUGUGCCCGGCGCCGACUUUGAGCCGAGAGAGGCGAGAAAGGCGAGGCGGAGCGCAGUGUCGAGAAAGGAGGUGCCGCUCAGCCAGACGGAGCUGCAGGCGCAAAAGGACGAGAUCGUGCAGGAGACAGAAGACAUCAACAUCCGCCGGAUGCUCCUCAAUGCCGAGAUCUCAGAGGUCGAGGCGAGGAUGGCGGCGCUGGCGCUGGUGCGCGACAACCUGCAAAAGGACCUGCUCGACCUGCAGGAGGAGGAGCUCGAGCUCAACGACGAGUUCGAGGGCGUGUCGGAGCUGCUGGCCGUGCAGAGGCACCGGAGCAAGAUGCCGGGCAAUGCAGGUGCAAAGGCUGCCGAGGCCAUGGCGCAGCCGUCGGGCGCGACGGGCUCCUCGCGCCGGAAAAAGGCAGCCCUCUUCUUGCCCUCGGAGCAUGACGAGCUGCCGCCCGGCGUCGCAUUCAUGACGCUGGCCAACCACACGGCACCCAUCACCUCGCUCGACUUUUCCGAGCCGUACGGCACCCUCGUCUCGUCGGCCCUCGACGACAGCGUCCGCGUCUGGGACCUCUCCUCGGGCGCAGAGGUCGGUCGUCUGCGGGGCCACUCUGGCACCGUCAAGUGUCUCCAGGUCGAGGACGAGCUGUGCAUCACCGGCGGUGUCGACUCGUCGGUGCGCCUGUGGGACCUGCACCGCGUCGAGGAUUACGAGGCGAGGCUGAGCAUCAAGGCCACCAGCGAGAGCAAGGCGGGUGGUGGCAUCAUCAAGCAAGGGGGUGAGAGCAACGGUGGCGGCGGCGAUGACGACGACGACGACGAAGGUGGGCCUUCUGCCAAGGGAAACGGCACCGACGAUCGGGACAAGGAGCACGACCCUUGCCUGCGCUCCCUCGAGGGCCACAGCAAGGCCGUGACAAGUCUCUACUUUGACGACACCUGCCUCGUCACUGGUGCGUCGGACAAGACGCUGAGGCAGUGGGACCUCAACACGGGCCAGUGCGUUCUCACCAUGGACAUUCUCUGGGCCAUCUCCAACCCGACGUCGUCGCAGUCGCUCAUGCCCGACCCCACCCCGUCGUCCGAUGAGAUCCUCGGCUCGCCCGUGCGGGACCGCAGCAGUCGCUCCAGCCUGGGAGGGUCCUCGUCCGUGCCCGGGAGUAGGAUCUCGUCGGGCGCGGCACCCCUGAUGGCCGACAAGAACUUCUCGGGGCCCUUUUCCUACCCCACCCCAGCCUUUGCCGACGGCUCCUGGGAGAUGUACCAGGACUUUGUGGGAGGCGUCCAGUUCUGGGGCUAUGCACUCGCGAGCGGAUCGGGUGACGGCGCUGUACGCAUGUGGGACAUGAGGACUGGCCAGGCGCACAGGACCCUGCAUGGCCACACGGGGCCCGUCACCUCGCUGCAGUUUGACGAGACCCACGUCGUCUCGGCCAGUCUCGACCGGAGCGUACGCAUCUGGGACCUACGCACCGGCGCCAUUUCCGAAACGAUUCGAUUCGACUACCCCGUAACGGACGUGCAAUUUGACAGUCGAAAGAUUGUGGCCGCCACGGGCGAGAACCAGGUCAAGAUUUUCAACAGGACCUCACUCCAGACGCGGACGCUGGCCACCAAUGGCCACACGUCGCCCGUCGAAAAGGUCAGGUACAUGGACCGGUACGCCGUCAGCGGUGGCAAGGACCACCUCGUCAAGGUCUGGGCACUGUAGAGACAUCUCAAGAAAUGCACACUUUGGAUCUAGACUCGCAUCUUCGUCUGUCUUUUGAACUUGACAAAGCUGG
Messenger RNA from Acaromyces ingoldii, 2697 nucleotides. RefSeq names its product WD40 repeat-like protein. The coding region runs from base 144 to 2624 and encodes 826 amino acids. The record is from RefSeq and is a predicted model, not a curated record. Gene Ontology annotation, cellular component: preribosome, large subunit precursor. The transcript is spliced from 3 exons. Gene Ontology annotation, molecular function: protein binding. Lineage: Eukaryota; Fungi; Basidiomycota; Exobasidiomycetes; Exobasidiales; Cryptobasidiaceae.